Molecule: messenger RNA, 1635 nt
Organism: Meloidogyne enterolobii
Lineage: Eukaryota; Metazoa; Nematoda; Chromadorea; Rhabditida; Meloidogynidae
Source: the annotation of a GenBank genome assembly
GGGCAGAUAAAAAGAGAGCUCUAAUGUACCUAAGUCUCUCUCUAAGGUCUUCAGGGAUUAUCAUUCAAUUUUUAAAUUCUCGUAUACGAGCCCUAAUUUGUCCCACUCAAUAAAAUCCGCCAAUUCGUCCCACUGACUAAAAACCACCAAUUCGUCCCACUGAAUAAAAAUCCCCAGUUCGUCCCAUUGAAUAAAAAUACCAAUUCGUCCCAAUGAACAAAAACCACUAAUUCGUCCCACUGGAUAAAAUCCCCAAUUCGUCCCACUGACUAAAAAUCCCAAUUCGUCCCAACCUCAAUUCGUCCCACCCCAAAAAUUAAAACAAAAUUCUCACUUGAUUGGUAAAUUUUUGUGGGCACAAAUUGCACGAAAAAAUGGGUUGUUGUAAUUGUUCAUUAUUUUGAUUAUUAAUUAUUCCAUUACAAUUUAAAAAGGCAGAAAAUAAAUUUUUAUUUUGUUGUUGUUGUUUUUGUAUUGCUAAUAAAUAAUUUAAACGAUUUAAAUUUAAUUGUUGUUGUUGUAAGGGGGGUAAUUGUUGUUGGUGGGGUAUUGGGGGUAUAUUAAUUGAUGGGGAAGGUUGGUAAAUUAUUGGAGAGGAAGUUGGAGGUUUUGAAUUUAUUGGAGAUGAAGAUAUUGAAACGUUUAAAGCCUUUAAAAUGGAAAGGGGAAAGAAUUAAAAUUUAAAAAAAUUUAUUGGGUUGAUGGUUAAUUUCGAAACUAUCUGGAGCCCAUAAAACAAUCAAAUGGGAACCUAAAAAUGUAAAAUUUUGUAUUGAUAACACUGAUUGGAGUUUUUAUGUUCCUUAAAAAUUGAGAAUUUGAUCCCUAAGGACUACUCCGACAUUUUCAAGUAAACUAGUAAAUACUCAUUAAGAUUAAAGAUACAACUCAUUCUUACUAUAAAAGCCCCGACAUCCUAUUCAUUUCCACCGACCCUACAAAACAAUCAUCACAUCUCUUCAAACGUCUACAUCGUCUACAACACUCUACAUGCUCUGCCUUCUUCCAUUGGAGCUCGACACCGGACCCUGGACCAAGAAGCCGUCAACGCUGUGCUCUCUGCUGCUGCUGCUCACCAUCGCCGCACUUGCAGUUCUUGGACAGGACAAAAGCGAAGAAGUCGGAUUCGGCAAGCACACAAAGGAUGGCAACAAAGUGACGCUCGCCGACGACACCGUAAUUGCCAACAGGGCAAACAUCGACGACCUUGCUGAUUGUAACUUCAGGAAGCUGUAUCCGGACGCCUGCGAUGUUAUAAUCGAAGACGACUACAUCGAGCUUCGGUACAACUAUGGCAGCAAAGGAUGCACUGUGGAUCUUCUCAGCAGGGACGAGUCAAACAGCAACACCAUCAAGUUCACGGCCGGAGUGCGGGACCGAAAAGGAAGACUCAACAAAUGCCUCGACGAUGUUGCCAAUUUCGACAAAAGUUAUAAUAAUAUCCUGCCUUUCGUCUACAGCGUGAACAACAAAGACAUCGAAAAGCUCAAUAAUCGCCAGUACGAUGGAUCUGGCGCAGAUUGCAACAAAGAAAUGUGUUUUACAUGCAUGCCGCCGACAUCACUUGAAGUUUCAUGGAGCGGAGGUAUGGGACAAGUCUAUGCCUUCACACAUCUAAGUGAGUUUAUUUUUUAA